AUGAAACAAGAAAUCUCAAAAAUUAAUCAGUCAAGCCAUUACCCUCUACCCCAAAUAGAAGGCCUUUCUGCAAUUACAUAUAGAUCCAAUGAAAAAUCCAUAUAUUCUGGAGAAAAGCCUUUAGGAUAUAGUGAAGAAAUCGUAUAUCAGCCUCUUAAGCUGCUGAAACAAAUUGAAAAUAUAGAAGUUUCCUAUGUUUGGCGCUGUAAGGCCGAUAAAUUCUGAUCGGAAUUUAUCGGUUGGUUGCACCAAAUCAAUGCCUUGGUCGGACCAAAAGCGAUUUGGUCCGACGAACUUGGAAAGCUCCUGGGAAAAUGUCUGCGCUUUCAGCGCUAUAUAGAGGAAACCUCUAUAGAUAUAUUGGGGCAAAGCAAGUCAAAGGACUCAGCAGAUGUGAUGGGCUGUCUUGGGUCCCACCAGACAGCGAUUUUAGAGAAAGUAUAUUUACAGAUCUAUUAUAUGAAUAUUCCGAAGGUGGAGAAAGCAAAUGUGAAAUUUUGAUGGUCGUUGCAAUGUAUAAUGAAGAAGUUCAAAAUUUCAAAGACACAAUGCUUGGAAUCGCUUCUAACAUUGAAGACUUUCGAAAAGUCGGGCUUUCCCCUGAACAGCUCUGCGUUGUUGUGAUUGUGGAUGGAAUAAAACCUUUUAUGGAAACUUUCAAGAGACAAAGAAGCUUUUUUUCUCAAUUUUUUAAAGAAGAGAAAAUUAAAGAAUUUUUCCAUGUUGACAAUGUUUUAAAUUGCAGAUUGCCUGAUGAGCAAGACGAAGAUGAAUUCGCGCAUUGCUUCUUCCAAAAAGCUUAUUUUGAUACUUCAGAAGCCCCACUCCAGCUUAUUUUCUGUGUAAAACAGAAAAAUAGGAGAAAGCUUAACAGCCACUUAUGGUUUUUUGGGGGAUUUUGUGAGAUGAUCAACCCUAAGUACUGCAUUUUGUUGGACGUCGGAACAAAGCCGCUUCCUAAAUCCCUCUUUUACCUCUACGAAGCUAUGAAGACAGAUGAUAGAGUUGCAGGCUGCUGUGGUGAAAUCAGACCUAUGGACCCAAAUUAUUGGAAACUAGUUGUCGGCGCCCAAGUUGUUGAAUAUAAAUUUUCUCACAUUUUCGACAAGGCUCUGGAAAGUGUCAUCGGUUACAUUUCUGUCCUUCCAGGUGCCUUUAGUGCUUAUGUAUGAGAGGCGUUACAAGGCGAGCCUUUAUGGGAAGACUACUUUAAAUCUCUUUGCCAUCCUGAGCUUAUGGACGCCUUUCACUCAAAUAUUUAUUUAGCAGAGGAUCGCGUGCUUUGCCUUUCUCUUGUCAGCAAAGCCAAGCACAGCUAUAGCCUGAGUCUCCUUUUGGCUCGGGCUAUCCCGACGUCUCUCGCCGUUGGAAGGGGAGUUAGUUCUACCAACAAUCGUUGGUAAAGCCAGCCUCCCUAGUGGACAAUCUCCAAUAUAUAACUUUUUUGUAGUCAAGAAAUUGGUUUCACCAACAAUUUUGGUAAAACCAGCUCCCCUUCUGAUGCCGGGAGACUUCGGCAUAAUCGAGUCAAAAGGAGACUGAAGUUAUACAUUUUACGGUAUGUUAAAAAAUCAAUUGCAGAGACUGAUGUACCUGAAAAUAUAUCUGUUCUAAUGGCUCAGAGAAGAAGAUGGAUCAACGGAUCCUGGUUUGCUUUGAUUGACUCAAUCAAAAAUGCAAGGAAAGUAUUUUAUUCAGGACAUGGGAGAUGCAGGAAAAUUGCAAUCAUUAUGCAGAUGGGGUAUUAUUGCAUCAAUGUGGUGUUUCAAUGGUUUUUGUGUGCUUCUUUCUUUUUAGCAUUUGCAAUUUCGAUUAGACGAGUUUUUCCAAAUGAAACAAAAGAUUCAAAUUUGGCAGGGUUUGGGAAUUGGCUGAUUUUAUUUUAUGUCUGGCUUAUGAUAGUGUCAGUAAGUCUGUCGCUCGGUGUAAAGCCAAGAAGAGUUGAUGAUAUUUUUAAGUACUUAGCCAUUUGUUUUGGGUUCUACAUGAUGUUUAUCACAAUUCUUCAGCUGAUGUUUUUGUUUAGUCACAGUAUUACUUACAGCUGGGUUGGGCCUUUGAUGAUCGUUUCUGUAAGCUUCUUUGCAAUUAAUGUUGUAGCAUUUUGGGCUUGCAUCCCUGUGCUGAAAGGGGUCAUCCACUUUGUCUUUUUAUCUCCUUCGUACGUCAACAUAUUUUUGGUUUAUGCAAUGUGUAACAUUCAUGAUUGCUCAUGGGGUAGCAGACCAGAUCAACUAAGCGAAGAAGAGAAAAAUAGGCUUGAAGAAUAUGAAGAAUUCAGAGCUAGAUGGACCAUUAUAUGGGCCUUAUCAAAUGCUACACUUGCUUAUUUCUUUGAUUUGAUUGAUUAGCAAGGAUAAAUAAAAUGGCAUUCAGUUCGAGUAAAAUUAGCUUCGCUAAUUUUCUCUCUCCCUCAAGCAAUUUUAUUUAUGGAGUUAGGUUGUCUUCUGGGAACUUCUGUACAGUAAUACCAAUUUAACUCUGGCAGAUAAGCCGAGGCACUGCUCCAAGUACAUCAAGAGGCUAGAAGUUUUAUCUCUCAGCGCACCCGAGGAAGGUGGCCUUUAGGCGGAACACGCGCAGGAGCUGAGUCAAGAAAGGCAGGGCAACGCAGCCCAUCGAAGCCGGAACGCUAUAUUUUGCCUGCGCCAUGGUGCAACAAAGUGGAUCGGUCAGAGGUCCAUGGUCCGACACGUGGACAAACAUGGUGGCAGCCCUCGAAAUGGCUACCCUGUAGUGGACGUAAAACGUAAUAGAUGAUAUAACGAUAACGAUUGAUAAGCAGGGAAAACAAAACAUCUACUAUUGGGCAAUUUACGCUGUUGCAUUUAUAGGCUUAGCCAUUCUUGCUUGCAGGUUUAUAUUUGCAAUGAUUUAUUUGAUUUGGGAAAAUUUCUGCUAUGGCCAUCUAGAAGCAAAUCAAGAAUUGGCUCCAAUCACUAGACCCAGAAAAAGAUUCACUAGAAAAACCGCAAAUGCUCUUGAGAUAAAUAACCUUGAUGAUGGCUCUUUGCUUCCUGAUGGAAAUGGGCUUGGCCUAGGAAAGAAUGGGCUUGGUGAUUAUGGGGGAGCAGGAUAUUUAGGCGGACACAGAGGAAGUCAUAGCGGCUUAUCAGAUACAUUGAAAGGAACAGCAAGUAUGGACAAAAUGAACGACACACUAUUUUUCAAUGAUCAACAAGAUAUUACACAAGUUGAUAUAAAUGCUGAUUAUAUUAAAUCAAUUCGAAGACGAAAGAAUAUCAGCAUUAAAAUGUUAUCUCGUAUGACGAAUAUAAGGAAAUACAGACUCAGAGUUAUAGAAAACGGUAUCGACAAGCCAACGCCAGAUGAAGCUGCUAUUUUACGAACAGAGUUAGCAAAAGCUUAG
Blepharisma stoltei is the source of this 3370-nucleotide messenger RNA. The record is from the annotation of a GenBank genome assembly. NCBI's taxonomy places the organism in Eukaryota, Ciliophora, Heterotrichea, Heterotrichida, Blepharismidae.